This is a messenger RNA of Menidia menidia (Atlantic silverside), 1319 nucleotides long. Lineage: Eukaryota; Metazoa; Chordata; Actinopteri; Atheriniformes; Atherinopsidae. The record is from the annotation of a GenBank genome assembly.
AUGACUGAAGAUGGGUAGGCAGAGGGUGGGAGGGAAAGACGGUAAUACAGAAGAAGAGAGGUGGUGAAAGUGGGUGAGUGAGAGAUGGGCAGGGAGGUAUAAAGAGAGGGAGGGAGUAAUAUAAGAGAGGCAGCCAUAGAGGGAGAGGUGACAGAGUAGAUUAUCCUCUCCUCUCUGCCAGUCUCGUCAUGUUCAUCCUGCAGAUGUUGACUGUUAUCUCACUCACUGUGGUCUUCCUGGCAUCUGUAGAAGCUAAUGGCGUGCAGAUGCAGAGGGAUGUCCAGUGUUGCAUGCUGUACUCCAUGGGCAAGGUGCGUCCCAAAGACGUGUUGCGACUCUACACAAAAAAGGCGGUGAAAUGUGCGGACCCCAGAGAUCGGAAGGUGAAGCGGUUGCUGAGAAAGCUCAUGCGAAGACAGAGAACCAAGGCUCCCAUGUGGCACACUUCUCGUGACAACCUACCCGUCAUGUCAGAGUCUCCGUCUCACUGGGACCAGAUCUGGGCAGCAAUACAUCUUUAAAGGCUUUAGAUAUUUACACAUGAACUGUGCUUGAAAUAUUCCCAACGUGCGACUGGAGCAGUCUCCAUAGAGAAGUGUUAUCUGUAAGAUAAGUUGCAACGAUUUUCUUUAAUGGCUUAUACUGUUAUUUGCCAGAGUCUGCCUGAAAGUGUCUCCCUCUACUACAACAUAAUCACUUGUGGCCGAUGUGAGUUCAGUUGUACUGAAGCGAGCGUUGACAUUUAUAUAUUAUAGCAGCAAGAUAUUCUGUGUUUUUUGUGACUUGUAUACCUUAAACAUGUAAUGACACUUCACACAGUAAAGUAGGUAGGAUUUUGUCACAAUCAGCUGUGCGAGGAUAUUGGGAAGCUUAUCUGUAAUAUGAACUUGCACCUUGUUUAACUUUCUUGGUUAUUUGUAAUAGGGUUUAGAUAUCUUCUUUUAGGCUAAAAUUGACUGUUGAUUAAGAUAAAAGUGAGGAUGUCAUCUGUAUUCAAAUGUUCUUUGUAACAGAAGCAAAAGCUCUAUGUUCUUUUUGCAUAUUGACUGUUAGAAAACUUUUAACCUGUCUUUUAAAAUAAGGCCCUCAGGCAUCAAUGACAGAUUUGAAUAUCUUUAAAUGACUUAGCAGUUUACAUGUGUCUUUUUCAUCACAAAACUAUGCCAAAGUAAUCAUGAUUCAAUCCACUUCGUGGCCAGGCUGUUAAAACUUAGAGGGCUCAAUUGUGUGUACAAUGCACAUGCAUUGUAUGGUAGAAAAAUGCACUGUAUCUUAAGUGAAAUAUUUUAUAAAUUAAUCUGAGUUUAAAACUAUAAGAA